AUGGUUACUGAGCACCUCCUCCUCGCCUCGCCCCUCUCCCAGACGACUUCGAUCCGCUUUGGUCAGCUCAGCGGCACUCUCGGCACAGCUACUACUGGAGCACGACAGACUGGCUGCCACUGCUCGUCAGGAGCGACGACGUCCCUCGAUGCCUUCCCCAUGGCCAAGCUACUUCGCUUCUUCAGCGUCGGCCCUGCCGCCCUGAGCGGCGGCAAGCACCUCGACACGAGCCGCGCUUAG
Acaromyces ingoldii is the source of this 240-nucleotide messenger RNA. RefSeq lists its product as hypothetical. The record is from RefSeq and is a predicted model, not a curated record. The coding region runs from base 1 to 240 and encodes 79 amino acids. NCBI's taxonomy places the organism in Eukaryota, Fungi, Basidiomycota, Exobasidiomycetes, Exobasidiales, Cryptobasidiaceae. The transcript is spliced from 2 exons.